Messenger RNA from Sorex araneus (European shrew), 2124 nucleotides. It is a transcript of the gene ANXA11, whose product is annotated as annexin A11. Gene Ontology annotation, biological process: cytokinetic process; phagocytosis. Gene Ontology annotation, cellular component: cytoplasm. NCBI's taxonomy places the organism in Eukaryota, Metazoa, Chordata, Mammalia, Eulipotyphla, Soricidae. Gene Ontology annotation, molecular function: calcium-dependent phospholipid binding; calcium ion binding. Bases 91 to 1578 code for a protein of 495 amino acids. The record is from RefSeq and is a predicted model, not a curated record. The transcript has 15 exons.
CGCGGCGGGCGUCAGUGCGCGUGAGAGCUGGAGGCGAGCCCGCUGCUGUGCGCCCGGAGCUCCGCGGACCCCGUCGCUGCAGACUCAGCCAUGAGCUAUCCCGGCUACCCGCCACCUGCAGGAGGCUACCCGCCCGCUGCUCCAGGUGGCGCCUGGGGAGGGGCGGCCUACCCGCCGUCCACCAUGCCCCCCAUCGGCCUGGACAACGUGGCCGGCUACUCGGGGCAGUUCAACCAGGACUACCUCUCGGGCAUGGCCAACAACAUGGCGGGGACCUUCGGAGGAGCCAACGUCCCUAACCUGUACCCGCAGGCCCCUGGGGGCGGUUACCCUCCCAUCCCCCCUGGGGGGUUUGGGCAACCCCCUCCUGCCCAGCAGCCCGUCCCUCCAUUCGGCAUGUACCCGCCCCCUGGGGGGAACCCACCUUCUGCCAUGCCCGCAUACCCGCCCUACCCAGGGGCCCCGGUGCCGGGUCAGCAGCCUCCGGGAGCCUAUCCGGGCCAGGUGCCAACAGCCUACCCUGGGCAGACCCCCAUGCCACCUCCCAGCCAGCAGCCCGUGCCAAGCUACCCAGGAUUCCAGGCGUCUGGGCCUGUCACCCCCGCCGUGCCCCCUGUUCAGUCUGGAAACCGAGGGACCAUCAUGGAUGCUUCUGGUUUUGAUGCUAUACGGGAUGCUGAAGUCCUUCGCAAGGCCAUGAAAGGCUUUGGGACUGAUGAGCAGGCCAUUAUUGACUGCCUGGGGAGCCGCUCCAACAAGCAGCGCCAGCAGAUUCUCCUGUCCUUCAAGACGGCCUACGGGAAGGAUCUGAUCAAAGACCUGAAGUCUGAGCUGUCGGGGAACUUUGAGAAGACCAUAUUGGCUCUGAUGAAGACCCCCGUCCUCUUUGACGUCUACGAGAUAAAGGAGGCCAUCAAGGGGGCCGGCACGGACGAGGCCUGCCUGAUCGAGAUCCUCGCCUCCCGCAGCAAUGGCCACAUCCGGGAGCUGAACGCGGCCUACAGGGCAGAGUUCCACAAGACCCUGGAGGAGGCCAUCCGCAGCGACACAUCCGGCCACUUCCAGCGGCUGCUCAUCUCCCUGGCACAGGGAAACCGGGAUGAAAGCACCAGCGUAGACAUGUCACUCGUCCAGAGAGAUGUCCAGGAGCUGUAUGCAGCCGGGGAGAAUCGCCUGGGCACAGACGAGUCCAAGUUCAACGCGAUCCUGUGUGCCAGGAGCCGGGCCCACCUGGUGGCAGUCUUCAACGAGUACCAGCGAAUGACAGGCCGGGACAUCGAGAAGAGCAUCUGUCGGGAGAUGUCGGGGGACCUGGAGCAGGGCAUGCUGGCCGUGGUGAAGUGUCUCAAGAACACGCCAGCUUUCUUCGCUGAGAGGCUCAACAAGGCCAUGAGGGGCGCAGGGACGAAGGACCGAACCCUCAUCCGCAUCCUGGUGUCCCGCAGCGAGAUCGACCUUCUGGACAUACGGGCCGAGUACAAGCGCCUGUAUGGCAAGUCUCUGUACCACGACAUCACGGGAGACACGUCGGGGGAUUACCGGAAGAUCCUGCUCAAGAUCUGUGGCGGCAACGACUGAGCGGGGCAUGGGGCCUGCUCCUGUCCACCCGCUGGCAGCGUGGACACUCUCAGAAGGCCCGUGUGCCCCUCACCGUCCCCCGAGCCACCCCAGGCCGCGCCUUGUCUCAGGACUCAGGACUCCCCCGCCCCCCGCGGCCCCCGUGCUCACGUAGAGUAACUCACGCCGUCCCUUUGCUGUAGCCAAGACUCUUGGCCUCAUUUCCCUCGUGCGAUUUUGUGUUUCUAUUGGGUCACUCUUUUCUAGUCACCAGGAGACAGAGGUAAGCGAUGUCUCUGCUGUGUCCACGAGGGGCGCAGUGGGGGGCGGCAUGGGUGGUGCUGAGUGGCGGGUGCAGGUGGCCAGCAUCGCCACGGUCCCCGCUUUGCACAAGCACCGCUGCCAAACAGCCACGACUCCCCCAUUGCUCCUCCGGGCAGAGCUGCGCACGCAGCCGACUCCCGCCAGCCCCGGGCUUCUGCCCCUUGGUAUAUGCCUUAAAUGAAUGUUGAUCGCCAAAAGCCAUUUGUAAUUAAAGGCAGCUGGUGCUGUAAAGCCCUGGAAGCA